AUGUUCUAUUUGUUUGAUGAACAUAAUGAAUUAUUCAGACCUGACUAUUACAAUAAGAUUCCUGCUUCUUUUGCUUAUUUUCAAGAUUUUAUCAGAUGGACAGGAGUUACAUCAGGGAAUUAUACAGUUACUAUCUAUUGUGGAAGUGCUCAUAGCUCCUUCGAAGACCAUUUACCAGGAGGAGAAAGAGGAAGGGUAGUUAGAAUCACUCCUCCAACAACGACAGAGUUUGAACAACUUGUUUCAGCUGUGGGUUUGAACCCAAAGGAUAAAAGAAUAGCCCAUGUAACAGGAAGAAUUCCAAGAGAGUUGAAAUACUUGACUGACCAUUUGAAAGGUAAAAAGGGUACUGAUGAAGAUAUCAAUCAUUUUAUCACAGUAAGACAGGGAGAAUAUGCUUCUAGAUUGCGCUCAUUAGUUAACAAAAUGGACAAAGAGGAGAAUGAUGAGUUUUUAAAAACACUUGAAGAUCUUUUUACUCUGGGUCUUUUCGAUGGAAGGCCUUGCACUGUUUCAGGAAAUGUAUACGAUAUGGGUUUACUAUUCAAGGAUUCUGAUCAAAACCUUUAUAUUAUUGAGUGA
Messenger RNA from Naegleria gruberi, 582 nucleotides. RefSeq lists its product as uncharacterized. Lineage: Eukaryota; Heterolobosea; Eutetramitea; Acrasida; Naegleriidae. The record is from RefSeq and is a predicted model, not a curated record. The transcript has a single exon. Bases 1 to 582 code for a protein of 193 amino acids.